AGGUAUGCGGCGUCAAAUUGCUGACGACACUUGAAAUUCCCAAAAAAAAUCUCCCAAAAAGUAUUUAGGGUUUUGCAACGCAAGGGGGUCUACUCCUAAGAUCCCAACCCUCUCAUAAUUUAACUUUACUUUGUUUUAAUUUUGGCGUUUAACCUUGAAUUCUCUGAAGCGUUUCAAUUUGGGUUUUGCCUUCGUGUUAAGAUAUGAGUUUUUAGGGCUUUUGUUGUUCGGAUUGACAGUGAUUUCCAAUAUUGUGUUUUCUCUGUCGAGUAAUUCUUGUGUUUCAUGCGAGAUUGCUGCUUGCGUAUUGCUGGGCAAUAAUUUAACGCCCUAGAAAGUUUGGAUUUGUUUAGAGGGUAAUAAUUGGUAGGAAAUUUGGUUUCUUUUGGUUGAGUGUUACGUUAAAUUGUCUGAAAAAGUCUAGCUUUUUGGGUUUUAUUGCCUCGGAUUUAUUCAGAACUAAGUGAGAAGAUAUUGAUGGCUAACGCUGGCGAAGAAGAUGUGGAGUACGAGAGUGAUCCAGAAGAGGCCAAGAGAUCGCUGGCAAUGAGGAGGCGUGAAGCAAGUGAUGACGAGGAAGGUGAAGGAAACGGGAGAGACAAGAGGGUAGACCGUCGAGCCGGAAUCCAUACGGAUGAUUCAGAUGAUCAGGGUGGAGUGGCGGAGUAUGAUGAUGAAGAGGAUUUGGAUGGAGAUGAGGAAGAAGAGUUAGUAGAGCUUGAUGAAGAGGAAGUUGUUGAGGAAGGAGAUGACGUUGAAGACGAAGAGGUGUACGAGGAGAGGGAGGGAGAAGGAGGAUUCCAUGUUGCUGAUGUUGAGGGUUCAGCAGUUAUGGUCAAAGAAUCGGAUGGGGAUGUCCGAGCUCCUUCUGAAGCGGAGGUGCCUUCAGGGAACAGGGAUGAUGAGGGGAAAAAGGAGAAUGAACCAUUUGCAGUGCCCACAGCUGGAGCAUUCUACAUGCAUGACGACCGUUUCAGGGAUAAUGCCGGUGGUCGCCACAGGAGGAUACAUGGCGGAAGGAGACUGUGGGAGUCAAAAGAUGAUAAGAAAUGGGGGCAUGAUAAGUUUGAGGAAAUGACAUUGCAGGAAAGGCGCUAUGAAGAGGGCAGGAGAGUCUCUAAGGGUAACUUUCGAGGCCGUGGUAAAAAUCGAGUUGUUGAUCGUGGAGGAUUUGUUCGGGGGAGCAAGAAAGGAUAUAGUAAUAGUGGUAAUCAAAGUCAAUUGCCUAAGAGGGCUGUGCGAGGUAGAGGUUCCCGACGGUACGAACCCAUUAAUAAGAACAAUGGUUCAGCUUCUCAAUCACAAAAUAAACAAUCUGAGAAGUCUCUUGGGAAAAAUUCACAACUUAGUUCUGGGAGAACUUUGACACCUGCCCCCAGUGUGGAAUCUGACUCUGUGCCACUUAGGAAACAGUUGUUUGCAUCAAACUUGAAUUCUGCAUCUCCCCCUUUUUACCCGUCAGGUUCUUCUAUCAAGGAGAGUAAUCUGACAUCUAAAAGGGAUGUACAAGCUGGGAGCACAAGCAGGAAUGUUCGUACUGGUGUUAUAGAUGAUGGCUUUUCGGUUCAACAAAACAGUUCAUUGCUAAGGGGAAAGAAUGUUGCUGAUCCCAUCAGCACGGAUAAGCUUUAUAUUGAUGAAUCCGUCAGUUCAGCUGGUAAGUCUCUUAACAAUAUGCACAUUACAGCUUCUGGGGUUAAUUCUUCUCAGUCUUCUCAACCAAGGGCUCCUGGGAGGGCUGUAUCAAUUCCAGUGUCUAUGAAUUAUCAACCUGUGCCCUCCCAUAAUCAAAUAACCAAGGUUUCUUCAACACAACACCAUACUAUUCAUAGAAGUUCUACGGCAGGCCGAACUCAGUCUUCUCAGCAGGCUUCUACUCCACCAUUGAAUCAGCGACCUGGUAGUUCACAUACUUCCUCUCCUCCUAAAACAUCUGUGGCUGUUAAUUCAUCUGAUUCUGGAGACAUGGAUGCAACUUCAGAAUCUGGUAAAUUUAAAGGUGCAAUAGUUGGGAAGGGAAGGGGAGGUGCUCAGAGUAGUGGAAGAGGCUCUUUUGUUUAUGGUGGGGCACAGGUUAUGGGGGCUGCUGGAAAUAUGAGUGUUAGUCAUGGAGAUCAGAAUUUCCCAGCCACCCCUGCGUUCUUGCCAGUUAUGCAAUUUGGGGGACAGCAUCCUGGUGGUCUUGGGGUUCCUGCUGUUGGCAUGGCAUUCCCUGGAUAUGUUGCUCAACCUCAACUUGGCUUGGGAAACAAUGAAAUGACAUGGCUUCCAGUGUUGGCUGGUGCUGCGGGAGCAUUAGGUGCUGCGGGAGCAUUAGGUGCUACUUACUGUCCACCCUAUCUAGCUGUAGAUGGUGCUUAUCAUGCUCGACAACCAGGACAGACAUCUGCAUUGGGAACUCCAAGCAAAGAGAAUAAUGCAAAUAAAGCUAAUAACGAAUGGAACCCACCACAAAGGACUGAGGUUGUAAAUGAUGAGUUCGGGCAAAGACAGAAUAAGCCGCGCAGAUAUUCUGAGAUGAAUUUCGGCCAGUGAAUUAUUAUAUUUCUAUGUGAUGCUACUUGUUUGAAUAAGCAGAUAAAAGGCAUCCUUCAGGCCCUUUGUUCUUUAGCUUUUGUUCUGGAGUACUUUGGGCGGCAAUAGGUUUCAAGAUUUUUUUUAGUUAUAUAACGCCUGCUCACGCUGUAUUCCAUUAAAGAAGUUAGUACAGCUUGACGGGUGGCAGUUAAUUGUUAAUUGUGAGUUUUUCUUGCAGUUUGGUUUCUGAGUGAAGCUUGUGAGAAACAUAUGAAUGCAGGCUUUUCAAUAGGGCUAUGGGGGGAAAUAUGAUAUAAUGCGGCAGCUGAAUUCUUACAAAGUUACUCUAAUGACGGCUGUUAUUAAUGGAGAAUUAAAGAAAAUUAUAUGGAUCCUGAGAUAUCCUUGAUGUAUCUAGUCCUAUUUUCCUUUUUUACUAAGUGGGGGGUUUUUAUUUUCAUUCUGGUUUUAUUGUUGUGACUUGAGACAUUACUUGUUGGUUACACUUGACUUUUAUUAAUCAAAGGCGAAAGUAAUGGUAUUGACGUAUUAUUGUUA
Prosopis cineraria is the source of this 3075-nucleotide messenger RNA. RefSeq names its product protein MLN51 homolog. The record is from RefSeq and is a predicted model, not a curated record. Gene Ontology annotation, cellular component: exon-exon junction complex. Gene Ontology annotation, biological process: mRNA processing. Bases 478 to 2535 code for a protein of 685 amino acids. Gene Ontology annotation, molecular function: mRNA binding. Lineage: Eukaryota; Viridiplantae; Streptophyta; Magnoliopsida; Fabales; Fabaceae. The transcript is spliced from 12 exons.